AUGGCAUAAUUUGUCAUGUUUGAAAUAAGGAAGUCAGCAUGCCUAACAGUAUGCGCGUGUGUGUAUUUGUGUGUGUGUGUGUGUGUGUGUGUGUGUGUGUGUAGGUUGUACCAAUUGUCCAAGGCGGGCAAGCUGUGUGUUCCUGCCAUGAACGUCAAUGACUCUGUGACCAAGCAGAAGUUUGACAACCUGUACUGCUGCAGAGAGUCCAUCCUGGACGGGCUGAAGAGGACCACUGACGUGAUGUUCGGGGGGAAGCAGGUGGUUGUGUGUGGUUAUGGAGAGGUGGGAAAGGGCUGCUGUGCUGCACUGAAAGCCAUGGGCUCCAUCGUCUAUGUCACCGAGAUCGACCCCAUCUGUGCCCUGCAGGCCUGUAUGGAUGGCUUCAGACUGGUGAAGCUGAAUGAGGUCAUCAGACAAGUGGACAUUGUCAUCACCUGCACAGGCAACAAGAACGUGGUGGUGAGGGAGUACCUGGACCGCAUGAAGAACGGCUGCAUCGUCUGCAACAUGGGACACUCCAACACCGAGAUCGACGUGGCCAGCCUGAGGACCCCAGAGUUGACCUGGGAGAGGGUGAGGUCACAGGUGGACCACGUCAUCUGGCCCGACGGCAAGAGGAUAGUCCUGCUGGCAGAGGGGCGUCUGCUGAACCUUAGCUGUUCUACAGUGCCCACCUUUGUGCUGUCCAUCACCGCCACCACUCAGGCCCUGGCUCUGAUAGAGCUGUACAACGCUCCAGAGGGGCGCUACAAGCAGGACGUCUACCUACUUCCAAAGAAGAUGGACGAGUACGUGGCCAGCCUCCACCUCCCCACGUUUGACGCCCACCUAACGGAGCUCAGCGAUGAGCAGGCCAAGUAUCUGGGCCUCAACAAGAACGGGCCCUUCAAGCCCAACUACUACAGGUAUUAAAGGUUGAGCCGAGGUGGAAAUACAGAAGGAACCAAUACUCCAUGAACCGCACAGAUCCAUCGACAAAGAGGGGGGAAGAAGAAGAGGGUGGGGGAGGAGGACACCUGCUUUUAACCUGGGGGGGGGGGAGGGAGCUCUGGUCUAGCGAAUCGGAGCCCAGAGGGGGGGGGGGGGGGGGGGGGGGGGGCGUGUCUCUCUGCGCUUUUGGCAGUGUUUAUUUAUUGACGCUAGAAUACCGUAACUCUUACCUUGUCGAGCUACUCCAGCUAUUAGCCAGGGACCUAGCUAAACAGCAUGACAUCAUCAUCAUCCUUGUCUCUUCUCUCUUUAGCUACGUUGUGUGUCAAGUCAGUAAGUCGGUCACAUGUCCCCCCCUCCUCUUCCACUACAACCGUUUUAUUGUAGUUUAUUAACUGGGAUGAAAUUAUUGACGGGUGGGGGGAGGGGGGAAUAACAAGAAAAGAGUAAGAAAUGAAAGAAGAGAAAAACAGCAAAAAGGUUUCAGAUUGUGUGUGAACAUGCUCUCUGCUGAUGUAGUGACGGGCACGCUCCCGUCUCCUUUUUCUACUCCUGGGUUUGUUUCUUUUCGCUUUUUGUUUUCUUUGCGAUGUUGGGGUCGUCGUCGUCGUCGUAGUAGUAGGGUGGGUGGGGUCACCGGUGGGGUCAUCUUUUAUUUGAUCGUUUCAUUCAUUCUGACGUAUAACUCUUUUUUUUUGGUCUGUUUUUAAGUAUUUUUUAAAAUGUGUUUUCUUUCUAUGCCCUUGAUUUCAAGUGUGACAGUUUGUCUCUAAUAGAACUGGAUAGUGACUGGUGCAAGAGUGGGGUCCUAUUCUCUGAUUGGACAGGACCUCUUUCGUUCACCUGUCACUCAAACACAGUGGCACCAUCUCAGCGUCAGUUGAAGUCUCAGCUUCUAUGGAUGGUGUUCCAAAACCCCGAAUCACUCAGCUAGCACGCUGAGCUUUGGGAAAUCAGUGAUUAUUCAGCAAUUCUUUUUUUUUCUUUCUUUUCUCUCUUAAAUCUAAUGAAAGAUCCACUUUACAGUGGGUUGCUGGGAGCAAUGGGGUACUCAAAUUAUCCUGCAUAUCUUUCGUUUUAAAACGUGAAAAAAAUAUGAAGAAUCUUUUUGUGGCGUUUAUCCAGCUAGCCUAUUGAUCCUACCUUGUGGGUCACCCCCUCCCAGCUGCUAAUUACAUGAUGCCAGUGUUGACGUUUAUGACAAGUAACCUCCCAGAGACGCUCCAUGAUGAUGCCGGUGUUGACGUUUAUGACAAGUAACCUCCCAGAGACGCUCCAUGAUGUUGACAGUUACGGUUGGGUUUGGUUUAUUUGAUCAAGCAGCAAACUGUACCAUAAGCAUGGCAGGACAUAAACUCAUAACAAGGGGUAUAUAUUUAGAUAUUUAUAUUAUAGAUAAGAUUUUUCUAUCUUUUUUCCCUCCAUCUAAUAUCUUACCUUUGAAAAAGAAAUCGAAACAAUAUUAUAUGUCAUUAUUAUAAAAGAUAAGCAAUUAAAUGUUCUAUGAUAUGCUAAGUGUAAUAAAUGUACUGAAACCUUCAUCUUGAAUACUGUGACGCAGAGCUUAUGUCAGAGAGAUAUACCAAAUGUACAGCACACACAGCUACGUACCUGGCUCACGUUUCCCAGACCUUAACAGUAAUGUGCUGUGAUGGUGAUCAAAUACGCAGCGCAUACGUAGUACAGCCACAACUAAUUGGUACACGCGCACACACACACACACACACAGACACACAGGGCCUUGGUUAUUAUCAUUCGAGAGGUCAAAGUGGGCCCAAAUGACUGGGGUUGAAGCAUAUUCUUGUUAUUGAUUGUGGACCGAAAUUUCUAGUUUCACACCUAAAACUCAUGUUUCCAAUCUUUACUGUUGACAUUCGUUCAUCAAAAAAAGAUGAUGGAAGGGAAUAUUGACCUUAAAUCUUUCCAAAAUUUGUGAAAUGGUUGUGAAUCAUGGAGUCUUUCCUCCAGUUUUUGUUCUGUGUAAGAGGGCCAAACUCAGCUGGUACGAUUAACAGUUGAUAUCCUCAAUGGUUUGUUCCCUAGACAAUGUGACAGUGUAAAAGUAAAACAUGCAAAAAGUAACAGGAAAAAAAAGAUGACUGUUCUCAAAUCUGUCUGCCAGUGUUCCAUCUGCCUUGCUCUGGUUCUACCUAAAGUCUCUACCCACCACCCAGCUGGUAGACACCAGAUGAGUUAGCAGCCUUUGACUGGACAUGUGCACAUGUCACCCUGUCCAUACUGUAAAUCCUAGUUCCUGUCCUAAUAGUCAGUCCUAAACUACCAUUUGUGCAUUUACAUCCCCCAACUCAACCCCCAUGGAAAGAGCUGUGUAGUCGGCCAGCCUGACUGUGAUCCUCUCGUCAAUGCAGUUGGACUGUAGGGCAUCAUCCUUGCACUGUCAUCUCAUCUCCUGAAACAGGUUAUGCUGAGCUGUCUUGUGUUGAUCUGUUCUAUUGGUGUUGCUGUGUCCGAGAGGUUUGGAAUGUGUGUGUGCGUGUGUGUGUGCGUGUGUGCGUGUGUGAGAGAGAGGUGUGUGUGUAAGAGAGUUUUGUGUGUGUGUGUGUUCGGGUCAUGUGUAGGGCGUUGUGGUUGCUUUGAUGCAGUUGUCUCAGGAUCAGAGCCUGUGGGCCGGGGGGGUGGGGGUGGGGGGGCAGUUUUGGGUCCCACGGCUACAUCACAGGGGUGGGGGGAGGGGGGGCGACACCAGCAUCUCGUAUGGACGGCCAGUGAACUCAACAGUCUAGGAACUAAAGAUCAGAGCCACUCCUGUAUGUAUUGUUGUAAAAUCUCCUCGGUACAAAACGGCAACAAUUCUCCAGAUGUUAAACUUAAACUCUCAACAAUGUUAAAAUAUUGCAAGUGAUAAUGGUAGAUGAGCAAUAAGAAACCUGUAAUCUUCAAGAAUAAAGAUGAAAAAUAAAAAAAAGUAUGAAACUUU
Messenger RNA from Hypomesus transpacificus, 3871 nucleotides. RefSeq names its product putative adenosylhomocysteinase 3. Gene Ontology annotation, biological process: L-methionine cycle. The transcript has 10 exons. Lineage: Eukaryota; Metazoa; Chordata; Actinopteri; Osmeriformes; Osmeridae. The record is from RefSeq and is a predicted model, not a curated record. Gene Ontology annotation, cellular component: cytosol. Bases 16 to 915 code for a protein of 299 amino acids.